Messenger RNA from Epinephelus lanceolatus (giant grouper), 4963 nucleotides. Its product is annotated as immunoglobulin-like domain-containing receptor 2. The record is from RefSeq and is a predicted model, not a curated record. NCBI's taxonomy places the organism in Eukaryota, Metazoa, Chordata, Actinopteri, Perciformes, Serranidae. Gene Ontology annotation, cellular component: membrane. Gene Ontology annotation, biological process: pancreas development.
ACCGUCCAGGGAUGAGACGGAGGAGAAAACAAGACGGCGGUCACCAGAAAACUUUCAGGGAAAUCACCUGCAGGACUUGGACAAUGUGUUUGUUGCCGAAGUGGUGGAUUUUUAUCGUUUGCCUGACAGAUGUCCUCCCUCUCCGUUGCUCGGGGGUUCACGUGUUUGUGAGAGACGAGAAGAGGUAUGCUGUGUUGUUCCAGUCAGUGGUUCUGCCGUGUCAUUACAACACCGUGUCCACCCAGACCCCUGUGGUGCAGUGGGUCUACAAGUCAUACUGUAGGGACCGCACGCGGGAUUCCUUCAACUUCGCCGACAGCCUGAGCAGAGGCCAGGGAGGAGGUGGGCUGACAGGUGGAACCAGAGGAGUCGCCGGAGGGUACGAGACGGGGAUGACGGCGAGCUACCUCGACUGCGCUGACAGCAGCCGGACGGUCCGAACUGUGGCCUCCAUCUCUGGCUCCUCGAUCACACUGUCAGAGUACUACAAGAGCAGAGACAUCUCCAUCAUCAACAAGGCAGACUUGCGCAUAGGAGAGGUCCAGUGGGGCGACAGUGGAGUUUACAUCUGUAAAGUGAUCAUAUCUGAUGAUCUAGAGGGACAGAAUGAAGCCUCUGUGGAGCUGCUGGUUCUUGGUUUCUCAGGUGUGCCUGAAGAUCUCCUGCCAGACUUUGAUUUGAAGAUUAUGCCAGAGUGGGUGUUUGUGGCAGCUGUGGCGCUGGGCAGUGUCUUAUUCCUGCUGCUGGUUGGGAUUUGUUGGUGCCAGUGUUGUCCUCACUCCUGCUGCUGCUACGUCAGCUGCUGGUGCUGCCCGGACACAUGCUGCUGCCCAAGACACUUGUAUGAGGCAGGUAAGGGCAUAAAGACAGGCUCCUCCACCCCUCAAACACCUGCCUACCCUCCAUACUUUGUGACUGGUGUCCCAACGAUGGUCCCCAUCGCUCCACCAUCCCUGGUGGACAAGAUGUCCACUGUCCCCCCUUCGGAUGGCAGCAUACUCACAGCAGUGCCGAUGCAUUCUGUAGGGGUCCCCUACCGCGUGCCUUCACCUCAAGAUCAGGAGUCUCUCAGGGUGCUACAGUAUGUAGAGAAACAGCUGGCUCACUUCAACCCUGCAAGGUCCAACAGCCACCAGUCCUGUAGCCUGUCCGAGCUGAGCUCCCUCCACGAGGGAGACUCCGGCUUCCGCCAAACAUUCAGAAACGUCCAGAAGAAAGCUCUGCCCGCCAUCCCUGACCACGACCCUCAGGCUGAGCCCCAACGCUCACGUGACAACCGCAGCCCAGAGCCGCAGCGUUACCGUGACAAACCCCCUUCGCCCCAACGAUAUCGCGACGACAACGACUCAGAGUCCCGCCGCUGCCAGGAAGAGCCUCUUCCUCCGCGACGGUAUAGCGACGACCCUUCAUCCUCCUCACCGUCGCGCAGGCCUGGUCGAAGUCAACGGCAACAGAAUCACAGUGACGAGGACAACCACAGCAGGUGGAACCCUCGUUCAGAACAUCUGCACAGAAAGACAUACCGUACUGCUGGACGAACCGGCUCACUGGAUGAGUUGGAGGAGUUUGCUGCUUCUUACAAACAGAGAGGAGGCAGAGGGCAAGUGAAAAGGGAAGAAGACAGAGGAGAAUACGAGAUGGAUUUUCUGGAGUUUGGUCGCUAUCCCUCCUACCGUAAUGGUCCACCUCAGCAUUACUACAAUCAUGAAAAUGAGCUGGGAGACAGCAGCGACCGCGAAGAUCAUCCCAGACGAAACAAGAAAAACGAACAUGACAUAAGCCCACUUCAGUCACCCAAAAAGAGGAGGGGCACGUGGGAUAGCGAGCGCCCCGCGCCACCUCCACCCAGAGUCAGUCCACCAUCAACCUCUUCUCAAGAGAAGGACUACGAUGGCACAUUCCUGAACAGCCUGCUGGAGCGUAAGGCUAAGUUGCGAGGGGUCAGCCAGGGGAAGACUGGGGCCCGGGGUGAGGAGGAUUCGGACACACCCUCAAAGGGCAGCUCAAAAAAGAGCAGCGGGGAAUCUAGUCGGCACUGCAGCCGCUCGCCCAGUAACAGGCCUGAGGCAGAUUCACUGCCUCCUUACUCAGACACAGAGCGAAGCAGAACUGACAGGCCAUCUCCACGGCCGCUCCCAGCAAACAGUCGCCCCUCUCAACCUCCUGUUUAUUCCCUGCCGGGGCGCAGAGAGGAGCCCAGAGACAAGACGCGGAAAGUGGGCACUCUUCUCAGCCGGGACUCCCUCAUCGUCUGAGCAACUGAAAGCCACGCACUAGUAUUUACACUCUACAAGAGCCGCCGAUGAAAGAUGAGAAUUGACUUUGAUUGCAAAAAUAUACAACUGAGUGUAAAGGAAAGCUGAAUCAGCACGGGUGAAUGACGAAACAGACGACAGACACUUUUACUACGGAGACUGUCACUGGGGUUUCUGCCUGUGACGUCGCUGAACGAUGAAGUCAUCACUUUUCCGUUUCUGUCUCCGGCUGCCUCAUAUAUAUCUCAGCUGGACUAACACUGAACUAAUGUGGGCUGGGUGUAUGACCUGGACUGUCCCUCCCAGCAGGACGCCGUUCGUCUUCCCCCUCAUCCCUUUCAGAGAAGACUUGCUUUACACUUCCAGCACAAUGAGUGCAUUCAUUUCCAUUUGAUGAGGUAUCUGCUUUAAAUAAGCACAGUUGUAGAAAAGGACGUAUAUAACAACAGCAUUAUUGUAAAGGACAGACUGUAGCUACAGCUGAAUGACAAUACACACCCUGUGUCAUUCAGUAACACAUUCAGGGACUAAAGCACCUAAUGCAGACGGCUUCUAUGAGAUUUUAAUGCUAACUAAAGCUUGAAGUAGUAACCAACAGUAAGAAAUGAUAAUAUCAUGUGUAUAUAGAGAGGAGGUGGACAAAAUAAUGUAUACAUCUCGUGGAAAAGGACUUUUAAAGCUACAUUAAGCUAAAGCGGGACUGGGCUUAUAAACGCCGUGGUCGGUCGAGCGUUGGAGUUUCCCAAGUGGCUGUUGCUCUUUCAAACUGAGUUGUCGUGAACAGUCCUUAAUUACUGACUUAAACAUAGCUUAACCAUGUCAUGAGAUAUCAGCCCAGUUGCCAGAAGUAAAUGUUGGCAAAGUAAUAUAUACGCUGACUUGGUCAUCAGAAGGGGGAGGGGACGGUGGGUGGCAUGGCACCCAGGUGAGACACCUGUCAAGCUCCAGAGACCUGCAAACAACAAAAGUGGUUGUGUUUUAGUGAGUCAUUGCUGUGUUUCCAACGACUUUUUAGCCUCCAAAUGUGGGUGUUUUGUAGCAACCUGUUGAUUGUGAUAGUGCCCCAAAAGGAGGUUGUUUUUUACCAAGACAUCGCUGCUUCUCCUGCCAGGAUUGUGCCCCCAUUUUAAGCCAAAGCAUGAUGUUUUCCUAACCAUAACCAGUGGGUUUCUGUGCCUAAACAUAACCACACAUUAGCCACAGUGUUGUUGAAAGGUAAAGUUUCAAAGUAUUCGCAACAUAAUAACAUGCAAAUGUAAAGUAUCCAUGGUUUGCAGAAACAUACAAUGCCAUCAUUUUUUCUGGCAAUUGGGUUGGUGGUAUACUACUUCACAUUACACACAUUACAAAAAGAAUAUUCCUGGGGCCACUACACAAAAGUGCAGAUGAACAUUUGAUAUCCAGGAAUUCACAUUACAGACCCUACUGACUAUCAAUCUAACAAUUCGGCCACAAUUUGGCACACUGAAAAUUCACAGUCCAGCCGUAUGCAAGGUUUGAACUAAUAUGUUAUUGACAGUGGAUCAAUAAUGUGAGAGUGGUUACUUAUACUGACAAAGUAUCACCAAACUCUGCGGUACCUCUCAACAAUAAUAAGCGUUGUAGCAUCUUUCAGCUCAUUGUUUUGGUUUUGUUGCCCGCAACUAUACGGCUUUGGUUCCCUCCCACUGCUCUCAUCAGUCUUGUUUUCAGCAGCAGCUGUUUUUAGUUUUAAUAAAAAGGUCUAAAAACUGGCUUUACACCACCUGCUCAGCACCACAGACAAAGUCAAAGACUAGCUGGUGAACAUAGUGGAGCUCUUGGCAGCUACUUCCCUCAGGAGUUGUUGGGAGAGCAAAUCGGAGCUGAUAUGAGAGUGAAUAUUGGACUAAUAAUCGUCGAGUGGACACAGACAGGACUCACAAUGAAUGCUUAUGUUGCUCUGUAUUUCCUGGAUAUCGAAAUAAACAACUGUUUGCUGAAACAUUUGCCAUACCAGCUUUAUAACAUGGUAAUAUCCCAGUGUGUUUACAGCUUCUACUGCUGCCCCCAUCUGGCCAAAAAAUGUACAGCAACUUAGUCGUACAUGCAAAUGAGCAGGUUGAAAGCCAUGUAGCAAAAUUUAUCAGGCAGAGAAGAAGUCUGAUUUUAUUAAUGUAUAUUUUAAAGGUUUUUAAGGCAACUUAAGAUGAAAACAGAAUUUAAAUAAUGUGUGCCCACACUGCAGGAGUGCCUGUCAGAAAUGUAUUUGAUAGGUCAGUCAAUCGGAAAGUCACAGUAACAUACAGUAUGCACCAAACACAGAAAGCUACAUGUGGUAAACUAAUACUGCAGUCUGAUCUCUGACCUAACAUGACCCACAGUUCUGCAGCAGUUGCAGUGGUGAUUUAGUUACUCAUAAGUUACGUUCCGUAUCCAUGAAGCAAUUACUUUUGUCUCCUCCCUGUAUGUCUGUCCAUCUUCUAUUAAAACAUGUUAGUUUGCACAGAUUAAUGAUUUUCCAAGGGACUAAAACCUGAUGAAAUGUUGUAUUUUUUCUGUAAACCUUUAAAGUAUUAAGCUGCCACUUGCCUUUAAAAGAUUUUUGUACUACAGGAUGACAUUUUUAUAUGUAAACUGGGUCUAUUUAUGUGCGUGGUGUGAUAUGAUCAAUGUAAUUAGUAAAUGAUUAUGUUUGUUUAAGCUCUCCAGUGUGAGUGUGUACAUAAACUGAAGUGCCUUCAAUCUGA